CAAAGUGGAAAGGUCGGGGAAGUUGGUUAUCAUAACGUUAAGCUUGCAAGACCAUCUUUGCCCCAGAUAUUAUUUAAAAAAAAAAAAAAUGUCAACUACCGACGAAGACACAGAGAUCCCUAUUCCAUGUGUGCUCAUCACCAGCUGUGAUCGUGGUUUUAAAGAAGAGGAGCUGAUAGAACAGAUCCUCAGUACGAAGGAUUUACCGGAGCCAGUCAAAAAAGAAGAGUCGGUAGCCUGGUAUCCUUGGACCAUCAACAACAAAUAUUAUACAGCAGAUGUCAGGCUAUGUGUUGUACCAAGCACCUUUCAAAUGUCUUCAGAGAUUGCUCAGUCCAUGCAGGCUUUCAUUGUUUACUUUGACAGUUCAGCAAAGGAUGGUCUGGAAAAGCUUCAGCCUUGGAUAUCAGUGGUGGAAGAUCUUGCUCCAGAGGUUCUCAUUCUGGUGUGUGACAGAGUCAGCGAGAAUGGUGUCACCAGACAUGAAGCACAACAGUGGUGUUUGGCUCAUGCGUUUGAGCUGGUGGAGCUCAAUCCACAGGAAUUGCCAGAUGAGGAUGAUGACUUUCCAGAAUCCACAGGAGUGAAGAGAAUUGUGCAGGCUCUCAAUGCCAACGUGUGGUCCAGUGUAGAGAUGAAGGAUGGGCACAAUGGAGGCUUUGGUCUUAUGAGUAGUUUGGUGGCCUCAAGACAUAACAACCCACGCAGCUGCCAAGAUCCACCACAGUCUUCCAGCCUGCCAGUAGAGGGCUCACCUGUUAGUGAAGAGGCUGACCAUACAGAAAGUAGUACUAACACAGACACACGGGGAGACGCUGUAGUCGAUGCAAUGACGGAUUUGGACAUUCAGGAACUUGCUAAUCUCACGGCUGGUGAUGCGGAUGUGGAUAACUUUGAACGCCUCUUUACCAAAUUAAAAGAGAUGAAAGAUAAAGCUUCUUCAUUACCUCAUGAGCAGAGAAAGGUUCAUGCAGAGAAGGUAGCAAAAGCGUUUUGGAUGGCCAUCGGUGGCGAUGACGAUGAGAUUGACGGGUUAUCAUCGGGGGAAGAAAGCUGAAAUUAGCUUCCUGUGACUCAGUCUCUUUUUCCUGAUUCUCUUUCUUUCCUGGGACUCCCACGAGAUCCAGCGUCCUUACACUCACUUCUUGCACUUGGAAAGUGGAGACGCUUGCAGAUGGUACUGUAGGCAUAGUCAUGUUUAGAGUUCCUUAAAUGAAAUGAUUGCAAUACUAGUCAGAAGCCUUUGAAUAUCUUGAUUAGGAGAGAAGAGAGCCAAUGGGUGGCCCUGACCCUCAGUCUUCUCCUUUGGGUCCCUUUCUAACCUUAAGUGAACCUCAACACAAUAGUGUUGCAUUUGGCAAAACAAAAUUAAAUCAUAGAUACUUUGAUUGAUGUGUAUGUCCUUUAGGUACAGUUGUCACAUAUAUUUGCAAGUGACACAAUGUGCCUUAUCCCUAGAAGAGUUGUGACACAUUUAAUUUACAUUCUGUUAAAUGAAUAUAAAAACGUGUGAUUUCAA
Molecule: messenger RNA, 1519 nt
Organism: Labrus mixtus (cuckoo wrasse)
Lineage: Eukaryota; Metazoa; Chordata; Actinopteri; Labriformes; Labridae
Gene: aagab
Product: alpha and gamma adaptin binding protein
Exons: 10
Coding region: 89-1057 (322 amino acids)
Source: RefSeq, a predicted model, not a curated record